Zingiber officinale is the source of this 1707-nucleotide messenger RNA. RefSeq names its product aluminum-activated malate transporter 10-like. Lineage: Eukaryota; Viridiplantae; Streptophyta; Magnoliopsida; Zingiberales; Zingiberaceae. The record is from RefSeq and is a predicted model, not a curated record. The transcript is spliced from 4 exons. Gene Ontology annotation, cellular component: plant-type vacuole membrane. Bases 1 to 1440 code for a protein of 479 amino acids. Gene Ontology annotation, biological process: malate transport.
AUGGCUCCUGAGAAAGAAGUGCAGGGUGGUGUGGAAUGGCGGGUGACGGUGCCUGAAGGUGCAUCGGCUGUCGUCGAGCCUCGGCCCGUUAAUGGCUGGGUUGAUCUGGUGCGGGCUUGGUUGAUGGCCGCUGCCGGCUUCGGGAGGAAAGCUUGGCUGAUCGGCGCCGACGAUCCCCGGAAAGUGGUGCACGGUGUCAAAGUGGGGGCUGCGCUCUCCUUGGUGUCGUUGUUCUACUACACGAGGCCGCUCUACGAUGGAGUCGGAGGGUGGGCGAUGUGGGCGGUCAUGACUGUCGUGGUGGUCUUCGAAUUCACCGUCGGUGGGUGCUUGUGCAAAGGAUUUAACAGAGCAAUGGCGACGGUCACCGCCGGGCUCCUCGCCGUUGGCGUCCACUGGAUCGCGAGCAGAGCGGGGGAAACGGCGGAGCCUGUGAUCUUAAGCGCCUCGGUGUUCGUCCUAGCUUCCGCCGCCACAUUUUCUCGGUUCCUGCCGGCGAUAAAGGCCCGGUUCGACUACGGCAUCACCAUCUUCAUCCUCACCUUCACCUUCGUGGCUGUCUCCGGCUACCGGGUGGACCGGCUCCUCCAUCUCGCGCAGCAGCGCGCGUACACCAUUGUCAUCGGCGUCGGCAUCUGCCUCCUCGUCUGCGUCUUCAUCUGCCCGGUUUGGGCUGGCCAAGAGCUCCAUCUCCUCGUCUCCGGCAACAUGGAGAAGCUUGCGGAUUCGCUAGAAGGCCUGGCGGAGGAGUGCUUCAUGGAGGAUCAAGGAAGGCAGCUGCCCUCUGCGAAGUCACCGGGCUACAAGUGCGUUCUCAACUCGAAAGCGUCGGAGGAUUCUCAGGCCAAUUUGGCGAAAUGGGAGCCGCCGCACGGCCGGUUUAGGUUCAGGCAUCCAUGGAGCCAGUACCUUAAGGUGACAGCCGCCAUGAGGUAUUGCGCCUACUGCAUGGAGGCCCUCAACGGCUGUGUCGCCUCGGAGAUUAAGGCGUCGGAGAAGAUGAAGAGCCACCUGCGUGGAGUCUGCGUGAAGCUGAGCUCGGACUCGUCCAAGGUGUUGAAGGAGCUGGCGAGAUCCAUCAGGUCGAUGGAGGAGUCCCGGAGCAUUCCGUGCUUGGUGACGGAGAUGAAGAGAGGAGCGCAGGAGCUGCAAGCUGCUCUCAGAUCGCUCCCUGAGCAACUGAUGAGUGCGGGAGGAGAGGAGGAAACGACGGCCGACGGCGGCGGUGGUGAGAAUCAGAGAGUGACCGUGUCGCUGAUGGAAGGCAUGCCGAUCAUCACGGCGGCUUGCUUGCUGGCCGAAGUCUCCGAGCGGGUGGAGGGCGUCGUCGAGGCCGUCGGUGCACUGGCGGCUCUCGCGAGGUUCGACCGGAAGAAGGCGGCGUUCGCCUCUGUCGCCCCCCAGGAUGAGUCAGCGACGCCUCAACGUCAAGAGGUCUAGACAACAACAUCCUCAAAUAAAUAAAUAAAUAAACAAAGAUAAAAUAAAUAAAAAAGAGAGAGAGAGAGAGAGCGAGAGCGGCGUUGAAUUUGUUUAAGGAAUUCAAAACAAGUCAACUUUGAUUGACUGGUGGUACUGCACAAAGUUCUUGGUACAAAAGCCUCUGAUACUAGGGGUGAAGUGACUAGAAUUGGAAAAUUUGAAGUAUUGGCAAACUCUACGGAGGAUGGGUUUGGAAAUUGAAAAAGUAUAAGGAGCGAAAUGGAA